Messenger RNA from Colletotrichum scovillei, 2941 nucleotides. RefSeq lists its product as uncharacterized. The record is from RefSeq and is a predicted model, not a curated record. The transcript has 6 exons. The coding region runs from base 914 to 2716 and encodes 600 amino acids. Lineage: Eukaryota; Fungi; Ascomycota; Sordariomycetes; Glomerellales; Glomerellaceae.
CGUAACUUCGGGUCUGUGGGCGGGUACAUUCUUCGAGUACCUUUGCCAGCAAUGGGUGACAAGUCACUACCGUUCCCAUCCCGCACAGCUCUUGGCCUAAAUCCUCUCUCCGGUCACUGGAUGAUGCUGGACUUGGCCGAACCCUCGCUCGUGGAUGCCUUCGGAACCUUCGGAGUCGGUCAUUGUACAUUUUUUUUUUGACCUUGUCACCACUUACACACACGCUGCCGAGCAUACUUGCUGCCACUCCCCUCGCGUCUACCACGGUCGGUGACUUCUUUCUCGCGGCCGCCGCCUUACCUUACAUGGGGUGGGUAGGAUGACUUCCAGGAAACCUCCCUGGACAGCAUGUGCGAUACACCAACGGUACUUUCUCGCACCAUCCCGUAAGGAACGAUGGAGAUGGGGAAUGCGCAUGGGUAUGACCUGACUUCUGGCUGCCCGGUCUCAAGGUACCCAAAGCCCGGCCAUGUCAUCGCCGUGUACCGACGCCAGCUCCAAGAAGCUAUCGUUGGCCUAUCCUUCACCGUGGCUCUGUACCUCACUUACACCUCUAGACAAGAAUCUUGUCGCAAAAGGACUUCUCUCGGUCUCCGCUACGGUGCUGGCGCCGGUGCGACGUCUCUGCUUCUCUCUUCGCUAGACCCCACUCUGCUUGUUGUUUAAUAAAGGCGACCCGACCUCGCUCUGGCUCACUGUGUCUUCUCAAUUAUCUUGAUGCCUACCCUUCUGCCCUCUGCACUUGCGUACGAAGCUGCAAAGAAGCGUCAGGAAGUCCUCUCACCAAUCCUACGGUACUUUGUCUGCAAAGAUCCGGGGAAACUUCGAGAUCCUCUUUGCGACAUAGACGAGCCUGACAUUAAUCUGUCUUCCUCUUGCGACAACGGACAGCCCCGUCGCAUUAAGGCCCUUGAUGAGGUUAUCAGUUAGCCAAAUCACCACGGCGUUGGUACUGGGCAUUGCGCCCUUGGUUGUUGCUCACAGCGCUCACGAAGCUGGCGCCGACGCCAUGGAGAUGGACAUGGGCAUGGCCCACGGCGCAGACGAGCCGAAAGCCGAAUCCAAAAGCUAUCCGCCAACAUACUUUGCGCUCGCCGACCAUGCCGGAAUAAUGUACGCACACAUUGGACUUAUGGUGCUCGCCUGGGUAUUUGUACUGCCAAUUGCUGUGAUGCUUUCCAUUGCCCGCUCUAGAUAUACACUUGCGCUACAAUUUGUUUUCAUGGCCGUCAACGCGCUUGGGGUUCUUCUGGGAACAAUCUACAAUGCCAGCACGCCUGAUCUCUACCCCAACAAUGCGCACCACAAACUGGGCUGGCUGGUGACCUGGGUCCUCUUGGCGCAGGUCCUGAUCGGCCUUGUAGGAAGAGUUGCUGGCGCUCUGAGGCACGACAGGUGCGGAACAUCCGACAAUAACCAAUACCAGUCAUUCAUCCCAGUAACUACGGCUGCUAUGGCAGAGCACCACCGCGUCAACAGCUCUCGAUAUGCUAGCGAGUAUCGCCUGUCCAACGACAGCGGGCAGGGCACCGAGCCUUGUACCGAAUCGCUCCGGAGUCAUUCCCGCUCCUCAUCGUCCAAUGAGGUAUCCCCGCGCAACUCCGACGCCUACCUAAAGGAGUACGCCGAAGAAGAGGACGAUAUUGAAGAUGGCCUUCCCAUGCCCAUGCCGAGUAACAGGGACGAGAACACCAGUGCCAACCCCAGGUUGGCGAUUGCAAGAGUAGCGGGGAAGAUUCCUUCGCGCUUGUUGAAGGGCUUGGUGUUUUUCUACAGCUCAAUCGAUAGACUUAUCUUGCCGCUGGGGUUUGUCACGUUGUGCCUAGGUAUUGUGACCUAUGGGCGGUUCUUUGAGGGCAACGGCAUCUUCAGCGGUUUGGCGCAUUGGGUCAAGGGCGGUAUUUUCUUUUGGCUUGGCUUAUUGACCCUUGGUCGAUGGACGGGCAGCUUUGGUGAACUCGGAUGGGCGUGGAAUGUUCGACCGAAGCGUGCCGACGGCAAGUGGCGGCCUUCGGCCGAGUUUGUCGAGAGCGCCCUCAUUUUCGUCUACGGAUCGACCAACAUUUUCCUCGAGCAUCUUGGGAACUGGGGAGGAGAAUACAGCGCGCAGGAUUUGGAGCACAUUUCAAUUACUGUUCUCUUCAUUGGUGGUGGACUGGUCGGCAUGCUCAUCGAGUCCAGUCGGGUUCGAGAGCUCUUGAACACAUCGGUCAUCAACGCUGCUUCUGAGUACUACCACGACGAGGAAGAGCAGAAGAAGGAUCUCCAGGCGCCGAAGCAAUACGAGUUCUCCAUAAACCCCAUCCCGGCACUCGUCAUCCUUCUCCUGGGCAUCAUGAUGAGCUCGCACACACAGCACUCUAUGGUUUCCAGCAUGAUUCACAAGCAAUGGGGUAACCUCCUCACCGGCGCCUCUUUUGCUCGUGGGUUCUCCUAUGUCAUCAUGUACCUGAAGCCUCCAAAGUCCAUUCUCCCGUCUCGACCUCCCACGGAGCUCCUUGCCGCAUUUGGCCUGAUUUCUGGUGGGAUCAUCUUCAUGGCGAGUGCUAGCGACACAGUCGAAGGCAUGGAACACUACAACCUGGAUGCCAUGUUCAUGUACACCGUGACCAUGGGACUUGUAGGCGUCUUGAUGGCCUGGGUCAUCAUUGUGUUGGCCAUCAAAGGCUGGGCUGUGCGCAAGGAGGCCGGCCGCCGGUCGUAUCGGCUGCUCUGAUUUAUCGACGAAGGAUUAGACUUGGGUUGCUUGUGAACCGCAUUAGGUGGUAAGAAGUGCUGGUACGGAACUACGACGGUAAUGACGCAGUAAUGGGUAUGCGGUCGACAACGGCAUUAGACAGCGACGGCACGUGUGAAGCAUGGCUGAGGGCGUUUUCUUCUUCUUCUUUUAGUCUUUAAUCCUAGAGAUACCCUUAUGACAGUCUAGAGAAUUGAGUCGUCA